CACAUGCUAGACAAGUGUUCCACCACUGAGUCACAACCCCAGGCCCCUGGGAAAAGAAUAUUUGAGUGUCAUUCUUAAAGAAAGAAAAGAAAGCAAGGAUAUAAUGCCUAGAAUUGGAGCCAGUUAAACUAGUAAGAAUGUAAUUUAAGGAAUGAGAGACAAGGAAGAAAGACCAUUCAUCUUGGAAAGAUCCCAAGCACUUUGAAAUUUUGAAGGAAUGUAAUACUAGCUGCUAAAAUCACCAGAAUGGAUGAAGUUCUUCAAAUUUAAAUGAUUGAUCAUACUUAGAAGAGCUACUGUAAUAAUAUAGGGGAGGUGAAAACUAACAGAUGAACGUUUUGCUAUGCACUGAAAGAAAAGCAUUGUCUGUGAAGUUCUAAUUUUAAAAAUGUCUGCUUGUAACACCUUCACUGAACACGUUUGGAAACCUGGUGAAUGCAAGAAUUGCUUUAAACCUAAAAGCUUGCACCAACUCCCCCCGGACUCUGAGAAGGCACCCACCACCCAUGGCAAUGUGAAAACUAAUGCCAACCACAGUAAUAACCACCGCGUCAGGAACACCGGAAAUUUCCGGCCUCCUGUGGCUAAAAAACCCACUAUAGCUGUGAAGCCCACUAUGAUGGUGGCAGAUGGGCAAAGUGUGUGUGCUGAGCUUAACAUCCAAGAACACUGUGAGAACAAACCUGUUAUCGUGGGGUGGAACCGAAACAGGACUGCCUUGAGUCAGAAACCACUUAACAAUAAUAAUGAAGAUGAUAUUGAAGGAUUUAGCCAUGUUCCUAAGCCUUAUGGCAAUAAUGAUAGUGCAAAGAAGAUAUCAAAUAACAAUAAUGGUCUAACUGAAGUGUUAAAAGAGAUAGCAGGUUUGGAUACCAACCCUCAGAUUAGAGGAAAUGAAACAAAUUCCAGAGAAACAUUCUUAGGAAGAAUAAAUGAUUGCUACAAACGAUCAUUGGAAAGAAAGCUUCCUCCAAGUUGCAUGAUAGGUGGCAUCAAGGAUACUCAGGGCAAACAUGUUAGUUUGAGUGGGAGCACAGAAGUCAUCAGUAAUGAAGGGGGCCGGUUCUGCUACCCAGAGUUCUCUAGUGGUGAGGAGAGUGAGGAAGAUGUACUUUUCAGUAACAUGGAGGAGGAGCAUGAAAGCUGGGAUGAGAGUGAUGAAGAGCUACUGGCCAUGGAGAUUCGCAUGAGGGGUCAACCCCGCUUUGCUAACUUUAGAGCAAACACUUUGUCUCCUGUUCGAUUCUUCGUGGACAAAAAAUGGAAUACCAUCCCCCUACGAAAUAAGUCACUCCAGAGAAUCUGUGCUGUGGACUAUGAUGACAGCUAUGAUGAAAUCCUGAAUGGUUACGAGGAAAAUUCUGUAGUCUCCUAUGGUCAAGGAAGCAUUCAGAGCAUGGUGUCAUCUGACUCCACAUCACCAGAUUCUUCUUUAACAGAAGAAUCUCGUUCUGAGACAGCCAGUAGUUUAUCCCAGAAGAUUUGUAAUGGGGGGCUAUCUCCUAGUAAUCCAGGAGAGUCUAAGGACAUGAAGGAAAUUGAACCCAAUAAUGAAAGCCUUCCUGGUAAUAAUCUGGAGAAGGAAUCAUCACAAGCUUCCAAAAGCUCAGUAAAAGUUCCAGAGACCCACAAAGCAGUCCUUGCUCUCCGAUUAGAGGAGAAGGAUGGCAAGAUAGCUGUGCAAACUGAGAAACAAGAAAGUAAAGCCUCUACAGAUAUUGCUGGGCAAGCAGUAACCAUAAACCUCGUCCCUGUAGAAGAGCAAGCAAAGCCCUACCGAGUUGUAAAUCUGGAACAGCCAUUGUGCAAGCCAUAUACUGUCGUAGAUGUGUCAGCAGCCAUGGCCAGUGAGCACCUCGAGGGCCCUGUUAAUAGCCCGAAGACAAAAAGCUCAUCUUCUACUCCAAACUCCCCAGUGUCUUCACCUGCAUUGACACCGGGACAGAUAAGUGCCCAUUUCCAAAAAUCUAGUGCAAUCCGAUACCAGGAAGUGUGGACUUCCAGCACCAGUCCACGACAAAAGAUCCCUAAAGUGGAAUUAAUUACUGGUGGAACUGGACCAAAUAUCCCGCUAAGGAAAAACUGUCACAAGUCAGCACCUACUUCACCCACAGCUACAAACAUUUCCUCUAAAACCAUCCCUGUUAAGUCACCUAAUUUGUCUGAAAUAAAAUUUAAUAGUUACAACAACGCUGGUAUGCCACCUUUUCCAAUUAUUAUUCAUGACGAACCAACUUAUGCUCGGAGUUCCAAAAAUGCUAUUAAAGUUCCCAUUGUUAUUAAUCCAAAUGCAUAUGACAAUCUAGCCAUCUACAAAAGUUUUCUGGGAACUAGUGGAGAACUCUCAGUCAAGGAAAAAACCACAAGUGUAAUAAGCCAUACUUAUGAAGAAAUAGAAAGUGAAAACAAAGUAUCUGAUGCCACUAGCAAACCUACUGAAUGUCCCCAAGCCAAAGGGUUUUCAAAUAGCACAGAACGUAAAAGGGGCUCAGUGGCUCAGAAGGUUCAGGAGUUUAACAACUGCCUCAACAGAGGUCAGUCUUCCCCACAGAGAAGUUACAGUUCCAGCCACAGCUCCCCAACAAAAAUCCAGAGAACCACUCAAGAACCUGUGGCCAAAACAGAAGUCACACAGGAACCUCAGCUGGUGGACAACAGUGGCAGCGCCAGGGAAAAAGCAAGCAUAGUGCUUUCCCAGAUUGUGGCUGCUAUCCAACCCCCCCAGUCUCCUCCAGAAACACCUCAGUCUGGCCCCAAGCCUUGUAGUGUGGAAGAACUUUACGCCAUCCCUCCAGAUGCUGGUGCUGCAAAGAGUACACCUAAGAGUACACCAGUGCGACCCAAGUCUCUCUUCACAUCUCAGCCUAGUGGUGAAGCUGAAGCACCUUUGACCACAGAAAGUUCUACCACUAAAGUACAGAAAGACCCAUUCUCAAAGCCAGUCGCCUCCCCUCCUUCUAAAUUAGUGAGCAGCCCUCAAAGUGAGCCACCACCUCCGUUUCCCCCACCACGCUCUACUUCUUCCCCUUACCAUGCAAGUAACCUUUUGCAGAGGCAUUUUACCAACUGGACAAAGCCAACCAGCCCUACCAGAUCAACAGAAGCUGAAUCAGUCUUGCACCCUGAAGGUAGUAGGCGGGCAGCUGAUGCAAAGCCUAAACGCUGGAUCUCAUUUAAAAGCUUCUUCCGCCGCCGGAAAACAGAUGAGGAAGAUGACAAAGAGAAAGAACGAGAGAAAGGGAAACUGGUGGGCCUUGAUGGCACAGUCAUCCACAUGCUGCCUCCUCCUCCAGUUCAGCGCCAUCACUGGUUCACAGAGGCAAAAGGAGAGUCCAGUGAGAAGCCAGCCAUUGUCUUCAUGUACAGGUGUGACCCUGCCCAGGACCAGCUCAGUGUGGAUCAAAGUAAGGCCAGGGCUGACCAGGCAGCAGUCACAGAAAAGGGUAGAACAGAAGAUCCAUUACUACGGGACUCAGAAAAGAAGAAAAGUAGUCAUUCUUCUCCAUCACAGAUUCCUGAUAAGGUUCACAGUCACAUGACACAUGAAGUGACAGAAGAAUUUUCUCCACGGGAUCCAAGAACUGUUGUCAAACAGGAUGGUGGGAGCCGCACCUCAGUCACACCAGCACUGCCCGCCCCUGACCUGGAAAGGGAAGAGGAAAAAGAAGACACUUCAGAUCCUGUGGACCUGAACCCCUGUAGUGCAACAUACAGCAACUUAGGGCAAUCUAGAGCAGCCAUGAUACCUCCCAAGCAUCCACGGCAGCCCAAGGGAGCUUUGGAUGAUGCCAUUUCCUUUGGAGGAAAAACAGACCAAGAAGCACCAAAUGCUUCCCAACCCACACCACCCCCACUGCCAAAGAAAAUGAUCAUAAGAGCUAAUACAGAGCCAAUCUCCAAAGACAUCCAGAAAACCAUGGAAAGUAGUCUUUGUGUCAUGGCCAAUCCCACCUAUGAUAUCGACCCCAAUUGGGAUGCCAGCAGUGCUGGUUCUUCCAUUAGCUAUGAACUCAAAGGACUGGACAUUGAGUCUUAUGACUCCUUGGAGAGACCUUUGCACAAGGAGAGACCCAUCCCUUCAGCAUCAAACAGCAUCUCCAGCUUAACCACUCUCAGUAUUAAGGACAGAUUUUCCAACAGCAUGGAAUCCCUGUCCAGCCGACGUGGUCCCUCUUGCAGACAGAGUCGAGGCAUGCAGAAGCCACAGAGACAAGCACUUUAUCGAGGACUUGAAAAUCGGGAGGAAGUGGUGGGUAAAAUCCGAAACCUUCAUACAGAUGCCUUGAAGAAACUGGCUAUUAAAUGUGAAGACCUCUUUAUGGCUGGACAGAAAGAUCAACUUCGUUUUGGGGUAGACAGCUGGUCAGACUUUAGGCUAACCAGUGACAAGCCAAGUUGUGAAGCAGGUGAUGCAGUUUACUACACUGCCUCCUAUGCAAAAGAUCCACUGAAUAACUAUGCAGUUAAGAUCUGUAAGAGCAAAGCUAAAGAAUCUCAGCAGUAUUAUCAUAGCUUGGCUGUUCGGCAAAGUCUGGCUGUUCAUUUUAACAUCCAGCAGGACUGUGGGCAUUUCCUUGCUGAAGUCCCUAAUCGUCUGCUUCCCUGGGAGGAUCCCAAUGCCCCUGAAACGACAGAGGAUGAAUUGGAAGAGAGCGAAGAAGAGGUGAAGGGAGAAACUAAUGGGAAAAACCCAGAGGCCUGCUCUGAAACAGAGUCAUCUCAGAAAGAUAGCCGGGCAGUCCCAAGCAGGAAGCAGAGAAGCCACGUUGUGGUCAUCACCAGAGAGGUUCCCCAUCUCACUGUGGCUGAUUUUGUGAGAGACUCUCUGGCCCAUCAUGGUAAAUGCCCUGACUUGUAUGAGAGGCAAGUGUGUCUGCUGCUCUUACAGCUGUGCUCUGGCCUUGAGCACCUCAAGCCCUACCAUGUCACUCACUGCGACCUACGCCUAGAGAACCUGCUGCUUGUCCACCACCAGCCUGGGGGAGCCACCCAGGCCCUGGCUGCAGAGCCCAGCCCCACCUCAUCUUUUCCCAUGAGGCUUAUUGUGAGCAACUUCUCUCAGGCCAAGCAGAAGAGCCAUCUGGUGGACCCCGAGAUCCUCCGGGACCAGUCCCGCCUUGCCCCUGAGAUUAUAACGGCCACCCAAUAUAAAAAGUGUGAUGAGUUCCAGACAGGCAUCCUCAUCUACGAGAUGCUGCACCUGCCCAACCCCUUUGAUGAGAACCCAGAGCUGAAGGAGAGGGAGUACACUCACGCAGACCUGCCUCGCAUCCCUCUCCGCUCCCCCUAUUCCCGGGGCCUGCAGCAGCUGGCCAGUUGCCUCCUGAAUCCCAACCCUUCUGAGCGCAUCCUCAUUUCCGACGCCAAAGGCAUCCUCCAGUGUCUGCUCUGGGGCCCUCGUGAAGAUCUCUUCCAGACGUUCACCGCCUCCCCAAGCCUAGUGCAGAGGAACACCCUGCUCCAAAACUGGCUGGACAUCAAGCGAACGCUGCUGAUGAUCAAGUUUGCUGAGAAGGCCCUGGAUAGGGAGGCAGGGAUCAGCCUUGAGGAUUGGCUUUGUGCUCAGUAUCUAGCCUUUGCCACUACAGACUCGCUUGGUUGUAUUGUGAAAAUCCUGCAACACCGUUAAUGUGGCCUGGAUACUGCUUUUACUACAUUUCCACCUUCUUCAUGUUCCCCCUGUACUGCCCCAUCCUAGUACUUCAAAGAAAGGAGAGAGACAAACCUUCCAUCCCUGUCCAUAAACAGAUGGGUGCAUCAGAAGGCUAUCACAACUCCAGAUCAAGUGAGAAACUGAGUCUGUUUUCACUUUACAAAAAUUCAACUGCACAGACAUGUAGUCUCCUUCCCUUGGAACACUUUUCAUCCUAGUAGUCCCCCAAAUGCAGGUAAAAAAUGAAAAUGCACCUCUUUGAAGGGACAACUCCUGUGGUGUGAACUCAGUGAACUGUACCCAGCUCCUCCAUAAUUCUGAAGAUCACCUGUCUUUCUAUAAACAAGUAUUCUCACUAGCAAUAGCCAGACGUAACCAACCUCUGCCAUCAUCCCGUAAAUCUCACAACAGACUCCUUCUUCCUUUAGGCCUAUCAAUAACUGAGUCUUUGUCAGGCAGACUUGCAUCCUUAGUAUCAGGCCAGUUGUGGUUACCGGGGACUGUAUCUUUGUUCCAGCAGACAGUAGAAAGAAAAGGAGCAAUCCCUACACUUUAGGUCAUAGACCCAUUUUCAUUUCUAUUAUCAAUAAGUGUGUGUACUGCACGGAGGACAGCUCUAACAGCCUCCUUCUGCUCUCACUGCUGAUUCUCCUUCACCUCUGCUCAGACCCCACUUGCUAAUGAAGUUUGUGUUUAUCAGCCACUUGCAGCCCAUUACAGAGCUGACCCAAGGUGUUGUCACCAGUGCCUCAGCAGGGUGGAACACAGUUCAGAGCUUUUAAAUAGCUGGCAGGACACGAGGAAAUCUCCUCGCAUGUGCAAUUCUCCAGGGUCACCAGGGAACAGAGUUUAAAGUACUACUCUUUGAUUACUGUCAGGGCUGUCAGCGUUGGUAGCCAGGGAUGGCAGUGCCUGGAUCAGAGUUUUCCCCCCGAGCAGUAAUUGGCCGGCUUCCUUCUAUCAGUAGCCAGUGUUAACUAGUCGACCAAAUGCUGUAGACAACAGCCUUGAAUGAAAUGGCUGUCAGCUUAGCUCUAAGAUUUCCUUAGAUGGCACUGUGAGGCUGACUACCUAGAUGACCAGAAGGCAGGGGACAGGGAGAAGGCCACUGAUGAGAUGCUGACCUCUUCCAGAAAGACUUCCUUCUGGUGUAAGUGGCACAUAGUUCCCAGGACUCUCAAAUGACUCUGGAGGACAGCUUCACACGAAGACUGAUUGCUGAGGUGGGUGGCUGAGAGCUGCUGGCUGUGCUUCUCCGUGGAUGUAUGUGCAAUCUUUGUAUCUGUAUUUUAGCUGUAUAUUACAGUGUCUAUGUUGCAACCUCACCUGAAGCGAGAUCUACAGAAGCCUUUCCCUUCUUCCCUCAGCACAUAUUUGUGAGAAGACAAAUGUUCCUUCCACCUGAGUGUGCGUGUGUAUGUGUGUGUGUGCGCGCUUGAUGUAUUCAGAACUGUGAGUAUUUGUUUACUUCAACCUUGAAAUCCCAAGAGUCACUCAAACAGCAUGAGUGUGUGUACAGGUGUGUGCUUGUGUAUGUGUGUGUGCACACACGUGCUGGAAUUAGAAGCCAGGCCUCUGGGAAAGCAGCUUAUGUGGCAGGGUUGACAGGAGCAUUCUGUGCACUUAGGUGGCAAGAGAGCCCAGGGCCCUCAUCCACCAGCGCAGUUUUCUUAAAGCCGAGACUGAUUGUGCAGUAUUACUUAGAUGGCAUAUUAGUGGCCUUGGAAAUUUCUAAACUUUUAACAUUUCUAACAGCCUUUCAUGUGAUUCGCCUGUCAAAGAGGAUCAAGAAAGGAGAAGAAUGUAUUUUAUUGUGCUUUUUUUUUUUUUUUAAGAGAAUGACAUGUGAGGCUCCACAUGGAGGAUAUCCUUGUCCUCCUGGCAAGAGGGCUGGUGGGCCCACAAGAGAGUCUUGCCUAGGAUGACCAUGGAGUUGGCAUGCCGCUGCAGGCCAGCAGUCCACUCCCUAAGUGUCCUGUGGCAUGGCUGCACCUUGCCUGGCAGGCUGGCGUUUGGUUCAUCUUAGCAUAGCCCAUGUGCACAUAACUCCUUGCUUAAUUAUGCACUGAACUGGCAGCAUAGACCACUGACCAUGUCAGCCAGCACAUUCCCUAACCACCCCCCUCAGUUUGUAAAUUGAGACAUACUUUCUCAAUGUCACUCUCCUGGUGCCUUGCCCAUGUAAAUUUGAAUGUUGACUAUUUAAUGAGGUUACAUAUUUAAUGCAGACUGUUCCCUGGUCCCUCUGUUUGUUCUGUCUCUGGGAGUCUUCGCCCUGCCGUUAUGACUUGUGUUCAGCCUUCCCUUCCACUCCACAGUAGAACAAGCACGGACCCCCCACUACCGCCGUCUCACAGCACUGGUAACCACGCACCUCCUCGUACUGCACGUAUUUAGUACUGUUUCUAUGUCCAUGUUUGUGAAGGGCAGAAGAGGAAUGCCAGCUAGUCAGAGAAGGGCCUCAGGCUUCCCAGAGACAGGUGGCUACAUUAAUUUUCUCUGGGUGAUGGCCAAAGAAUGUGAGGGGGAGAGAAAGAGGGUGUUACAGGUCAGAACAGAAUAGAGAAAAGAACUGCAUUUCUAGGUAAGCAGUGUAGCAGAUGAUCCUCAGAAUAUUUUUCUAAAAUAAUUAAAUUCAGUCAUUCUAACACUAUCAUAAAUAUUUUACAUUUCCAUUUUAAUUGUGGUAGGAGCUUUUAAUUAAUUCAUCAACUGUAAAGAAAUCCUACCCUCUGUACUGCACACACAUUUAAUAUAUAUAUAAUAUAUUAUAUAUUAUAUAUAACUCAUAAUAUAUAUUAUAUAUAUGAGUUUUGGAUUGUGACUAGUAUAGCACUUUAAGUUUUCUCAAGUAACAUCAAGUUAUUGUCUUCAAUAUUGAUUAGAAAUCUUUUUCUUUUCUGUUGAAGUCUAUAGUAUAGAUCCUUUCAUUCAUGUUGAGAGUUUGAACAAUUAAACCCAUGUUGGAAUUUUUCCUUAAGCCACAUGAGCAUGAACAAUCUCUGACACAUUUGGGUGCUAGAGAGAGAGGCCAGUGGCUAGAGCCAGAAUGAAUGUAUCGCAGAGUGCCUUGUUAGAGUGGUAACCUAGUUUUGGAGGGAAAAGAAAGGGCCAAGGGUGUUCCACAGAAAGAGCUAGGCCAGCCCUCCUGUGCCAGCAGAGGAAGGUCCUUUUGGAAUGUGCACGCGAACGUCAUGCACAGAAACUGAUCAGGAAGAACAAACGACAGCAAUGAGAAAAAGAGCAGUUAUAACCUGUGGAACGACGACGUGCGAAUCACAGGUGAGGUCCACCAACCCCAAGAUGGAGUUAGAGCUGUAAGCCAGGAGUAUGGCAGUGAGUUUCGGGAUUUGCCCCCAGAAGGUGAAUUGGGUGAGGUGGAGGGGCACAAGCAUCCCUCCUACCCACCUACUGAUGUCAAUGGGUGAAAAGAAGACACACCAGGAUUUAGAGUCAGAGCACCUCCAGUGUCAGAUUAGGCCUGUCGGCUUCCAAACUCAAUAAAUAUAUAUGUGAACCCAGAAAACUCUAAGCCAAGACGUCUCAACCUCCAGGAAUGUUAAUGAUAUUUCUGGGAAUAAAACUACCUAAAACUGUAUUUUAAAUUCUCCAAUAUUCUAAAAUUUCCACAAAAGACUUUUGGGGCCCACUAGAUAUAAGGCCCAGAAAGACUGCAGCCCACUCUCCAAAGUUGAACUGUGACUACUUUGGAACUGGGAAGUAAGCAGACAUUUAAUUUUGCUGGUAACAUGCAAUUAGGAUUUUCCCCUAUCUUGGCAGUGAUCUGGGAAAAAAAUACUAGUCCCAGAAAUUUGGAUGGAUUUAGGAUCCCACACUGUAUUUCAAGUGAUUCUAGAUGUACAAGUGUGAACAUACUUGGAGAAAAGGACAAGAGGAACUUGACUCCCUGGGCCGACACUGGCAUGCUUUUCAUUCCCCUCACUAGUGGAUAAAGAUUGAAGAUUCUGCCAGCCUAAUAAGUGAACAGAAUGGCUGCCCAUGAACCUGGUUAUUAGAUUUACCUCAUUGGAGCUCAUAUUCUCAAAGGCCCAAAGUGCUGUGCCAAGACAUACCCAAGUGCUGCUCUUGCUGGAGUGUGCACCGAAGUCCAGCUGUCCGUGCUCACAGUGACAUCACAGGGGGGCUUCCACAGACCAGAAAAGAUGCCCUGGGGGAAGUCGGAGGAGGUGCAGUGCGAGACCCUAGACAGAUUAUACCAAAGAAAUCAAGCUCUUUUAUCCCGAUGCUUCUCAGAUGACGAGGUUAAGUUGUGACAGAUGCCAGGGGAGGGAAAUUCACGUACAUUCCAUGUCAGGGUAUUCAGCUGAUAAAUAACCCAUCCUUUAAAAAGCACCUAUUUUUUUUAAGCAGUCCAUUUUGUAUAUUAGAAGAAGAUAAUGAAGAUGGUGGAAGCCUGGAGCAGACAGUGAAGUCCCUGGUAUCUAGGGAGAAGCUCUUCCGGCCCUGUAGCACGGCUGUGGCUGUUGUCCUGACCUCAGCGUGGGAACUUCAUAUGAUGCUGAGAGCUGAAGUUUUUUUGUUUUUGUUUUUUUAAGAGUAUAGUUUCAAUAGGUUUAAAGAACUCUUGGGAAAUUUCUUAACAUAUUCUACCGUUUUUAUAAACCUUCCUGCAGAGGUGUUUACCAUUCAGCAUCACCAUCAUUUAGUAUUUAUAAGUGCCCAGACUGUACAAGGUGCUAUACAGCUGUUACACACCCCCACUCUGCAGCUGUUUGAAAUUAGAAUAGAUGUUGCAUCAGCCACUGCUGGAAGCUUUGCCCGCCUAGGUGGGCCACAGGGGCCUGCAUUCCAACAGCCCUCCCACGCUCGCACGCUGAGAGCCUCCUAGUCUGUUCCUGCUUACCUCGCCCAUCCCACCCACCCCCAUGGAUUUUUUUAAUCAAGAAAGUUUCAGGGAAUCAAGAAAAGUCAGAAAAUUUUUUAACCUAGCAGAACUACAGAGUUAUAUAUUUUGCUAUGAAUAUUAUUGUAGUACAGAAAAUCCCCUUUGCCCAUUAGUGUGUGUGCACACUCUGGAUAACUUGAAUAUUGGACCAGCCCUGUGGCUUCAGGGUUGCGUUGCUAAAAGGUUAAACCACACUGCAUCAGGAAGCCUGCUCCAGAUACUACCUGGUUAUCCCUUCCCUUACUGAUUCUCAAGAGGAUGGUGUGUGAACACACCGGGCUGGGAUUUUCUGUUGAUGUGCAGGGCAUUUUGGCAUGAGAUGAAGGCAAAAGCAAGAUGUCAUCCAUCUCAGUGAUUUGAAUCAUGACAGUCCUCAUUCCGAUCUCUCUUUAAUUCUCCAUGGCAUUGCCCACACUAUAUUUGAAAAUCUUGUUUCUCUUACUCUUUGUAGAGCUUAACCUUCCUACUUUCAUAUUUUAGAGUUGUAUUAAUCGCAACAGGUCCCCUCAGUCAUCAGUGGCGCCGCCCUUUGGUUUGCUGUGGUACUUUUGCUGUGUACUCUGUGACAUCAUGUUACUGUGUAAAUAAAUUCAUUUUAAUAUACAU
This is a messenger RNA of Sciurus carolinensis (gray squirrel), 11165 nucleotides long. RefSeq names its product pseudopodium enriched atypical kinase 1 (gene Peak1). Gene Ontology annotation, biological process: protein phosphorylation. The record is from RefSeq and is a predicted model, not a curated record. Lineage: Eukaryota; Metazoa; Chordata; Mammalia; Rodentia; Sciuridae. Gene Ontology annotation, cellular component: actin cytoskeleton; focal adhesion. Gene Ontology annotation, molecular function: ATP binding; protein kinase activity.